AUGGCACCUUACCAAGACUCUCCCCAUACCGCUGGAGAUGGGUCAUCUCCCAGACCUUCGUCUGUAUCAUUCACAGAUGAAGUGCAUCGCAACACAAACAUAUCCAACCAGCAGCCCGGUAGCCUCCUGAACGAUGACUCUAUAAGUGACUAUACGAUCAUCCCCGCCGAGGAGGAGUCCCGAGAUGAGGUCAACGGGCUUCCGUCAGCUAGUCCGAGGGGCACCGACAAGGAAGAUCUCAAUCAAACUGAGAAGAACAGCCUACUUUAUAAGCCUCUCGGCAGAGUUUCAACCUUGAAACAAUGGAACCUCGAGUUUGCAGCACUUUUGACCUCCGUGAUUGCCUUCAUCGUAAUGGUUAUCCUCUUGGUCGUUAGUAAUGGCAAACCACAACCGACCUGGGCGUAUAGUGUGAGCAUCAACACACUUGUUGCCAUAUUGACCACACUCCUAAGAGCUGCGAUGUUAUUCGUACUAUCAGAAGUCAUUGGACAAGCCAAAUGGUUAUGGAUGGCAGCGCCGCGGCCACUUCGUCAUGUGGAACAUUUUGACAACGCUGGUCAAGGUGCCUGGGGAUCAUUGAAAUUUCUGUUGAACAUCCGUAAACCGUAUGUCAUACCCUGA
Colletotrichum scovillei is the source of this 624-nucleotide messenger RNA. RefSeq lists its product as uncharacterized. The record is from RefSeq and is a predicted model, not a curated record. NCBI's taxonomy places the organism in Eukaryota, Fungi, Ascomycota, Sordariomycetes, Glomerellales, Glomerellaceae. Bases 1 to 624 code for a protein of 207 amino acids. The transcript has 2 exons.